AGCGUUCCGGGAGCCGCGAGCUGGGAGGGAAGGGGGGCCGAAGCGAUCCUCCCCUCCAUGAUUGGCAGCGCGCGCGUCCCCCCCCCCCCCUUCCCUCUCGGUUGGUGCUGCCCCUCGGCAGCCGUGGAACACGCAUCCGCAGCGCCCCGCCGGUUCUCUCCGCGCUGCUCUCCACUUGCCUCUGCUGCGCUCAUUUGUUUUAAAUUUUUUUCGCCCUCCUCCCCUCCUAUCUUUUGGCGCUUCUCCUCUCGCCCGCCCGCACGGCGGGCUGCCUCCGCGGGCGCGCAGCUCGGGGCCAUGCCGCCGGGGCCGCCGCUGCUUCGGGGCCCCCUCCCCGUCCUCUUUCUCCUGCACUUACUCGGCCCCCCGGGCCGUGGUGCCGUCUACAGCAACCAUUUCUUGGUGGAGCUGCACGACGGGGGCCAGGCGGAGGCCGAGCGGGUAGCGGAGGAGCACGGUUUCGGUGGGGUACGGAAGCUCCCUUUUUUAGAAUCUGGAUACUUUUUUUAUCACAAUGGUCUUGCUAAAGCCAGGAGAAGACGCAGCCUUCAACACAAGCUUCGUCUGGAAAAGGACUCCAGGGUGAGGAAAGCUGUGCAACAGGAGGGGUUCAUCCGAAGGAAGCGAGGAUACAGAGACAUCAAUGACAUUGACAUCAACAUGAGUGAUCCUUUAUUUACAAAGCAGUGGUACCUGAUUAACACUGGUCAAGCAGAUGGGACUCCUGGACUUGACCUUAAUGUAGCUGAAGCAUGGGAGCUGGGAUACACAGGGAAGGGAGUAACCAUAGGAAUUAUGGAUGAUGGAAUUGAUUAUCUGCAUCCAGAUCUUGCAUCAAACUACAAUGCCAAAGCCAGCUACGACUUCAGCAGCAAUGAUCCCUACCCCUACCCCCGCUAUACAGAUGACUGGUUUAACAGCCACGGGACAAGGUGUGCAGGAGAGGUAUCUGCUGCUGCCAACAACAACAUCUGCGGCGUGGGAGUUGCGUACAACUCCAAAGUGGCAGGUAUUCGAAUGCUCGACCAGCCAUUUAUGACAGACAUUAUUGAGGCUUCCUCCAUCAGUCAUAUGCCUCAAGUCAUAGAUAUAUAUAGUGCCAGCUGGGGACCAACUGAUAAUGGGAAGACUGUGGAUGGACCUAGAGAGUUAACGCUGCAAGCAAUGGCAGAUGGUGUGAAUAAGGGCCGGGGUGGAAAAGGCAGCAUCUAUGUCUGGGCCUCUGGAGAUGGAGGCAGCUAUGAUGACUGUAACUGUGAUGGUUAUGCAUCGAGCAUGUGGACAAUCUCCAUCAAUUCUGCCAUAAAUGAUGGGCGGACAGCUCUGUAUGAUGAAAGCUGCUCUUCAACCUUAGCCUCCACCUUUAGUAAUGGGAGGAAGAGAAAUCCAGAGGCUGGUGUGGCUACAACAGAUUUGUAUGGCAACUGCACCCUGCGUCAUUCAGGCACAUCUGCAGCUGCCCCUGAAGCAGCCGGAGUGUUCGCCCUGGCCCUGGAGGCUAACUUGCAUCUGACAUGGAGAGACAUGCAGCAUCUGACAGUGCUUACCUCCAAGAGGAACCAGCUUCAUGAUGAGGUUCACAGGUGGCGUAGGAAUGGCGUUGGACUGGAGUUCAACCAUUUGUUUGGCUAUGGUGUCCUAGAUGCAGGAGCCAUGGUUAAGAUGGCAAAAGACUGGAAGACUGUUCCUGAGAGAUUCCAUUGUGUUGGAGGGUCAAUACAGGAACCUGAAAAGAUACCACCAAGUGGCAAACUGUUCCUCACACUGACAACUGAUGCAUGUGAGGGGAAGGAGAACUUUGUCCGGUACCUUGAACAUGUGCAGGCAGUUAUAACUGUGAAUUCCACUCGACGAGGAGACCUCAACAUCAACAUGACCUCACCAAUGGGAACAAAGUCCAUUUUGCUGAGCCGGCGCCCCAGGGAUGAUGACUCGAAGGUGGGUUUUGACAAGUGGCCAUUCAUGACAACUCACACGUGGGGAGAAGACCCCCGAGGCACCUGGGCUCUGGAGAUUGGGUUUGUUGGUAGCCAGCCCCAGCGGGGUGUUCUGAAGGAGUGGACACUGAUGCUGCAUGGUACUCAGAGUGCACCGUAUAUAGACCAAAUCGUAAAAGAUUAUCAGUCCAAGCUGGCCAUGUCCAAGAAGGAAGAGCUGGAAGAAGAGUUAGAUGAAGCAGUGGAGAGAAGCCUGAAGAGUAUACUGAGCAAGAAGUAGUGCGGUGUUGCAUGACAGUGUCUUUCCUUCCCCAGACCCCUCUACUCACCAUUCUACUAUCCAGACCUCUGUGUUAGACAUAUUACAAUGAUUGUCUCUCUAGACAAAUUAUCAUCCUUUCUUGAUUUUAAAGUCUUAUAUCUCAUCAAUAAUUAUUUUACUUGCCACUGAAGCAGUCUGUUUUUUUAUCUCUAAACCACAAAAUAUACUCCCACCAAAUAGUUUGUGACUGUAAAUGAUGAUUUUUCUUUUGUCAUACAAAUAGUUAAUAACCUGCAAAGAAGUUAAUGGCUUUUCCCUUCAUAUUUCUGUGAUAUAUGUUUAUAUUUUAAAAAAAGUGAAUUUUAACACUGGAAGUUGGUGAUAAUUGAGCACAUUUUUUAAAAUGAUAGAGAGAGGGAAUCACAAAGAAGUUGUCUGGAGAGGUCUUUGAACAUCCUCCUGCAUCACUGACUUCAGUGGGACUUCCUCCAUUGGGUUCAACCAAAGUACCACUAGACCCCACAAAAAGAAAUAAUCCAGAGAUAAGGAAAAUUCGCCAAUCUGAUUGGCAGAAAUCCAAUUCUUUUGACAGUUUUAUUUCAUACUACACAUACACACUUCAGCUACAGGAUGGAUCAACAGAUGCAAUAAGAAAGGCAAAGCAAUGCCAAAGCUGGGUGGCAGGGAGAAGUGAUUUGCAAACUGGGUCAGCACCUCCUAGAAGCACAAAUCCCUAGAGUUUUUUUUAGUUUGGUAGUUUUGGGGAUUCUUUUCCUGUGGUGGUUUUUUUGGUUUUGGUUUGGUUUUUCUUGUUUUGUUUUGUUUUGUAAUUUUAGCAAUUUAAAUCAAUUUACCAUCUUUUGGCAAAACAAGCACAUAGCUGUAGGAUUUUUGGCAGCUUGUUUGCAUCUUCUGGUCUCUCUACUGAGAUGUUCUCAAGCACUAUAAAAUGAGGCUGUGUCAGCAUUACCAACCACAGACACCUGUUUUCUGGGGUUUGCAACCCAGCUGCCAGUAAACUGCUGUGGGGAAAAUUUGAAGCACACAGUUUCAGUCCCAAAGCAAUUUUUAAUUUAAAUUUCUUUCUUUAAAGCUAUAUAUUUGCUGGUAUUAUGUUAUACAAAUAUAUUUAAGGAGAAAAAUAUGCUGAAGUUAUUAAAGUGUAAUGCAAUGUUGGCCUUCUUGAGAAAUAAAAUCUAGUAUAUUUGGGAAGA
Messenger RNA from Serinus canaria (Common canary), 3413 nucleotides. RefSeq names its product proprotein convertase subtilisin/kexin type 2 (gene PCSK2). Gene Ontology annotation, molecular function: serine-type endopeptidase activity. Lineage: Eukaryota; Metazoa; Chordata; Aves; Passeriformes; Fringillidae. The transcript is spliced from 12 exons. Gene Ontology annotation, biological process: protein processing. Bases 58 to 2217 code for a protein of 719 amino acids. The record is from RefSeq and is a predicted model, not a curated record. Gene Ontology annotation, cellular component: Golgi membrane; trans-Golgi network.